GGUCCACCCGGAAGUGGGUCCAGGCCUUGGUGACCCGGAGGCGGAAGUCGGUGGGGGAGACCCGGGAGCGGCGGCGCGCGUGCUUGGGACCGGGAGCGGUAGAGCAAUGAGUCUGCUGAACAAGCCGAAGAGCGAGAUGACGCCCGAGGAGCUGCAGAAGCGCGAGGAGGAGGAGUUCAACACGGGGCCGCUGUCCGUGCUCACGCAGUCGGUCAAGAACAACACGCAGGUGCUCAUCAACUGCCGCAACAACAAGAAGCUGCUGGGCCGCGUCAAGGCCUUCGACAGACACUGCAACAUGGUGCUGGAGAACGUGAAGGAGAUGUGGACCGAGGUGCCCAAGAGCGGGAAGGGCAAGAAGAAGUCGAAGCCGGUGAACAAGGAUCGCUACAUCUCCAAGAUGUUCCUGCGCGGCGACUCCGUCAUCGUCGUGCUGCGCAACCCCCUCAUCGCAGGCAAGUGACCUGCCGCCGCCCGCCUGGGGAGGGGUCCGCCGCCCCCCCUCCCCGGGGUCGGUCACCCCGAGGCCUGGGCCGCCUCGGCCCCUGCCAGGCUGCAGACCGCGGCUAGGACUCUUUCCACCCCCCCCCCCCUUGGUUUUGGCUACUAAUUAAACUAUGUGAUUUGUU
Messenger RNA from Alligator mississippiensis (American alligator), 629 nucleotides. It is a transcript of the gene SNRPD2, whose product is annotated as small nuclear ribonucleoprotein D2 polypeptide. Gene Ontology annotation, cellular component: catalytic step 2 spliceosome; U2 snRNP; U5 snRNP. The record is from RefSeq and is a predicted model, not a curated record. Gene Ontology annotation, molecular function: RNA binding. Gene Ontology annotation, biological process: spliceosomal snRNP assembly; RNA splicing. NCBI's taxonomy places the organism in Eukaryota, Metazoa, Chordata, Crocodylia, Alligatoridae. Bases 107 to 463 code for a protein of 118 amino acids. The transcript has 3 exons.